Molecule: messenger RNA, 1965 nt
Organism: Symsagittifera roscoffensis
Lineage: Eukaryota; Metazoa; Xenacoelomorpha; Acoela; Convolutidae
Exons: 3
Coding region: 1015-1638 (207 amino acids)
Source: RefSeq, a predicted model, not a curated record
GCCAUUUUAUACAAUUUUCCAAUUUUAUGAAAUUCCAUGGAUGUGUAAAGCCACCAGAAAUUAUACGCACGUUUUUAAAUUCUACUCGGGAUAAUAAAAUUCAAAAGUGAGAGGAAAAGGAAAAACAACCCAAUCUGCUAUUUGACCCGACAUCCUCUUUCGUGUCGUCUGUAUUUGCUGUUGUAUCAUUUUAGUUUAAGAAGAAAGCCGCCCUUUAUUAUCUCAGAGAGAAUGUUUGUUUGUCUUGUAUGAACGAGAUAAACGCCCGGUAUAGUUACCACUACUACCAUCAUCACGUGACCACAACCCUGAUUGCAUUUUAAUUUCGUUUUAAUGAAAACAAAAAAGAAGCUAUUGUACAGCCAAGAGAAAGUAUCGCGUCCAUUCACACCGUCCCAUAUUUGACUCAUUUUUUUUAUGGUAGCUCAAUCAGUAUUAUUAUCAAGCACUUAGUGGCUUAUUGAAUUCUUUUUUUCUACCAAUUUCCCUUAAGAUAACAUUUCAUGGUAUACAAGUAGAUAAAAACGCAUUUUCUCGAUUAUUGAAUAUUUCCUUCUUACCAUAAUUUCAAGCGUAGUUUUCCGCUUCCACCAAACCAAAGACCUCAAGUGAAAAAGAUUCAAUUCUACUAAUGCCUAAUUAUUCUUACUUGUGCAUUAAAUUUUCCUCAACUUUUCUUUUAGUUUCAGAGUCGUAAGACUUUCUACCAUUAAAUUAAUGAAAUUUUAUUUUAUUCGAAAGAGUAUAAAAUAUACACAUCAAAAUUAAUAUAAAAAGAUUGAGGGAAAAGUGUUUCAAUUUCCAUAAUUAAUUUCUUUCAAACACUCUCAAAAUCUUGCUUUGUGUGCUUUUAAUUAUUGAAAGUAGUAAAAAACGACUUGUUUUUGCUGCAGACGAAAUAUAUAUAUUUUUUCUGAUUUGCAAAACUUUGCAAAAAAGAGAGACUGCUACUUUGCAUUAUUAAAAACUGUAACUGACAUUUAGCAGAACCGCUACAGAAGCUGAGCUGGUGAAAUGCAGGGCAAGAAAUACGGCAGCACACUGCAGGUGCCGAAGAUCACAUUCGGAGCGGCAAAAUCCAAAUCCAAACUGGAAAGAAAAAAAUCGUCUUCAGUAGCCAACAUUGACACUUCAAAACAGUCGGUGGAGGACCAGAUCUCGGAUUUCUGUGGACGGCAGACACCCAGAGCCGUUGCCUCUUCCUCGGCAAGAUCCGAAGCAGCAGCAGCAGCAGCCGGCGAAACGAGCACGGAACACAGUUUGAGUAGCUCGUCGAGUUGCAGUAGUUAUGCCAGUCGUGGGGAUGACGACGGGAGGCGUUGCGGUGAGAGUGGGGGUGGGGGCGAUAGUAGAAGAGGGAGUAUGAUGAGAGAAAAAAGUCUUAGUUGCAGCCAAGGACUGAAUAAGCUGAGUUUGAUACCCAUUACGAAGAAGCACAGCUUCACAAUUGAUUUACUGGACAUUGAAAACAAACCGAGAAGUGUUAGCAUUGGACCACAUGUGAAGGUGCAACUUCAAAUGUCAUUCGAGGACCCAAUCACGGGCGAGUGGCUCACACCCCACGAGUACAUUUCCAUAGCAGUCGACGACACAAUACGACUCAACUCAUUCCCCAACGAGUGGAGUCUUAACACCUGAUUUCGUAAUAUUUAUGCAACAUCCACCUCUAUAUCAAGAAGGACGAGUUGCGUCAUCUACCAGAACUUAAUAACUUUUUUGUUCCAUAUUUUCAUAUUAUGCAACAUCCACCUCAAUAUCAAGAAGGACGAGUUGCGUCAUCUACCAGAACCUAGUCACUUUUUUGUUCCAUAUUUUCAUAUGUGCAUAUAUGCUUUUAAUUAAGUUAUAAUAUUUGUUAUUUAGGAGUGUUUAAUAUGAAACAAGAGUUUUUGUUAAAAAUGGGAAUUUUUAAAACGAGGUUUAUUCAAAUCAAUCAAUAAAAGUCAUUAAAGGAAAAAUUAUGUC